AUGUACACUUCAAGAGAUGUUAUAUUUGAUGAGAAUUGCUUUCCUUUUACAACCCAAUCCACUACACAACCCAAACCAUCUACCUUAACCAUUUUGCCUUCACUUCCCUUACAAACCAAUAUUUCUAGCCCAAACACGGUACCUAGCCCAUCUUCAUCACAAAGCCCAAAUGCUCACACCAUACGUAACCCAAGUCAAAGCCCAAAUGAAUACACCACACCUAACCCAAGUCAAAGCACUCUACCUAACCCUAUUCCUUCUUCUUUCACUUUGGCGUCACCUUCUCCCUCCUCUAAGCCGUCACCUACUUCGUCCUCUUCCCCACCAAAUUCUGCAAUGUCAAAUUCUGCACCGUUCUCACCAUCACCUCAACCCCCUCAACCUACCCAUCACAUGAUUACUAAAUCUAAAGCCAAUAUCUUCAAACCCAAAGCUCUCUCUCCAGAUUUUGUUUCCACCGUACACCCAAAAACAUCUCACUAUGCCUCGGGUCCCAUGCCUACUGUUCCUACUUCAGUUGCUCAGGCCCUCAAGUCUCCGUCAUAG
This is a messenger RNA of Neltuma alba, 546 nucleotides long. Its product is annotated as extensin-like. Bases 1 to 546 code for a protein of 181 amino acids. The transcript has a single exon. The record is from RefSeq and is a predicted model, not a curated record. Lineage: Eukaryota; Viridiplantae; Streptophyta; Magnoliopsida; Fabales; Fabaceae.